CGACGAUCCGGACCGUGCAUGAACCAAAGGAAGCAACGGAUACAUCCUUUUCUCUAAUCUUCCACACCCUUUUUCCGGAUGAGCGUGUUUUGCUUCAUCAUCACCUAGCAAAGCGGUUUCUCCAUGAUGUCACGAUGUGAGAAGCCUGCGGGGCUUCGUAAUAUUCGACCUUGUGUUGUUCUCGACGACCUAAGGCGCGAGAUCGACCUCAAACUCAGCACGGUCUUUCUAUUUCAGAUCACAACCUGACAUGAUUGAGACGCGAGGACGACCGACUGCCGUCCAAUUAAUUUCCUACGCAAGCAGUCAACCAAGCGGAUCUACCCCUUCUUCCAACAGGAACCAGUACGAGAGCCACAGGCCCAGCGAACGGCGGGUCUACCAUCCUGCUGCGCCCGCGGAUCGGUCCCAAUGGGCGAUGUGGAUGGGCAACGUCCCCAAGCACGCCGACGAGCAUGAUUUGCAGACGUUCAUUGCCGCACAAAAUCCCGACCACGGUGUCCUGUCUGUGUUUUUGAUCUCCAAGUCGAGCUGCGCGUUCGUCAACUUCGCUAGCGAGGCGCACCUGAAUGCUGCAAUCGAACAGUGCAAUGGCAAGCAUUUAGGCCCGGAUUGGACUCGGGGGCCGCCGCUGGUUUGUCGAGUCCGGACACUCAACGACGAUCUUUGGACUGGCGUUGGUGGGCAGCGAGGAGUUGGCCUGCACCGACAGUGGAUCAACAACCGCAUCGCAGCGCGUGAUGGCAUCGGAGGCGCUGAUUCGCCGAGCGCAGCUUCCGACGCCUCGACAACGUCGAGCUUCUUCGAAAAGCACUUUCCACGGCGCUUCUUUGUCCUCAAGUCGCAGACAAGAGAAGAGUUGGAUCGGUGUGUUGAAGAUGGAGUGUGGUUCAUCCAGACACACAAUGGGGCUGUUCUGGACCGCGCGUUUCGCACAUCUGACGAGACGAUCUUGUUCUUCAGUGUCAACAAGAGUGGCCAGUUCUAUGGCUAUGCCAGGAUGAGGACCUCAGUGAUGACGACGAAUGAUGCUAUCCAUGAUGGCCUGCCACCCGAUACAAUGGUUGCCGAAAAGUCCCCCAGCCCGUUUACGCCGAGUCCGUCGCCGCCCGGUAUCACUCAGUCGGCACCCAGUGUGAUGACUCCCGGGCAUCCGGACCUCCAGGAGUUCUACGAAGCUGGGAAAGACCUUCAUCAACCUAUCAGCCUCGAUGGGCUCCUUCAGCGGCACCAGGGCAUCCUCGAAGCUAGAUCGGAACCAGAACCGGAUGACCACCCUGAGCCUGGUCCCAUGAGUGACGGGGUGUCUGGCUACACCGCUCAAAUCACCGUCGAGUGGAUCUGCCUCGAGCCACUGCCUUUCAAACGGACGCGCAACAUUGUCAAUACAUGGAACCGUGAUCGCGAGGUCAAGAUUUCGAGGGACGGCACUGAGCUCGACCCAAAUGCUGGAUUAGCGCUUCUGGAGGCAUGGCGAUUGGUGCAGGAUGAGAGGAGACGCCGACAGGCGUGAACGUAUGAUCCUGCCCUCGGACUCCAGAGACAGGAAAUGCGACUGCGUUCUCGACUCCCGUGUUGUGGUUCGCUUCCUUUGGUAGUCUUCCCAGGUUCCAGGUGCACAGAGAUAUGCGAGCUGAUAUCUGGACACUUGCAAAUGUACUCCAUCUUACUGUAUCUUCUUUUCUCCCAGGUGCACCACUAUGUUUGGUGCUAUCUGUCUUUUUAUAACAAGUUACAUAACGUACACUUGGC
Messenger RNA from Mycena citricolor, 1752 nucleotides. NCBI's taxonomy places the organism in Eukaryota, Fungi, Basidiomycota, Agaricomycetes, Agaricales, Mycenaceae. The record is from the annotation of a GenBank genome assembly.